AAAUAAAUUCCGUACAGAUAAAGGAACGGCUUUAUCAUUGUUAUCGUCACAGUUUUCGACCUCGGCUGACGGUCAGGUUAUAAAACGCUGAGUACUGUCAGGCUGAAAUUAGCAGAAAAACGUAGGGAAAAUGUCACGGACAAAUUGUGUUUUACAGAUAUAUAGAAAGACGCGUGGUUAUAGUGUCAGACUUCUACAACGGAGAGAGUGGUGUAAUGCUGGAGAACAUAAAAAUGAAUUUUCAACGUCUUUGAAAAGAAAUAUCUCAGUGCAAAAUAAUGAUACAACUCACGACUACAUUAUUGUAGGGGCGGGGUCAGCAGGAUGUGUUCUUGCGAACAGGCUGACAGAAAAUGAACCAUGUAAUGUACUACUCAUGGAGGCAGGCCCUAAAGACAGUUCUUGGAAAAUAUGGAUGCCCGCCGCAUUAAUGUACAACCUUUGUGAUGACAAAUAUAACUGGUAUUACCACACAGAGCCCGAACCCUCAAUGAAUAAUCGUGUGCAAUACUGGCCUCGGGGGCGGGUACUAGGCGGAUCGUCUUCACUCAAUGCUAUGGUGUACAUACGUGGGCAUGCAUAUGAUUACGAUCGCUGGGAGAAGGAAGGGGCGAGUAACUGGUCAUAUGCAGAUUGCCUGCCUUAUUUUAAGAAAUCGCAGACGCACGAACUGGGUGAGAAUGAAUAUCGCGGAGGGACUGGGCCACUUCAUGUUUCUCGCGGGAUUACAAAUAACCCUUUACAUUAUGCCUUUAUUGAGGCCGGGAAGCAAGCUGGUUACCAAUUUACUGAAGAUAUGAAUGGUUAUCAACAAGAAGGUGUUGGAUGGAUGGAUAUGACGAUUUAUAAAGGUAUGCGAUGGAGUGCAGCUGCUGCUUAUCUCCAUCCAAUCAGAAACAAGAGAAAAAAUCUUGAAACGAAAGUGAACGUAUUAGCUACAAAAGUGUUAAUUGAGAAGGGGAGAGCUGUUGGAGUUGAGUACGAGGAGAAUGGUGAGUUGAAGAAAGUGUUUGCUAAUAAGGAAGUUGUUCUUUGUGGUGGUUCUAUAAAUACGCCUCAGUUAUUGAUGCUAUCAGGAGUAGGCAACGCUGACGACUUGGCUAAGUUGGACAUUCCCGUUGUUGCAAACAUUCCAGGAGUUGGUGAAAAUUUGCAAGAUCAUUUAGAUUUGUGUAUUCAGUAUAGAUGUACCAAACCAGUCACUCUGUAUAGCGCUCAGUGGAAGUUUCCGCACAAUAUGAUUAAAAUUGGCUUACAAUGGUUCCUUUUCCGGAAAGGAUGGGGUGCAACAACUCAUUUUGAAAGUGGAGGAUUUAUCUGUAGUAAAGCAGGUGUGGAACAUCCAGAUUUGCAGAUACAUUUUCUUCCGUUUGCAUCUACUGACCAUGGCAGGAGUAAUGCUGAUUGCCACUCUUUUAUGAUCCAUAUCGGUGGGAUGAGACCUACAAGCAAAGGGUAUCUAAAACUAAGAUCCAGAGAUCCUAGGGACCAUCCAAAGAUAGUGGCAAAUUAUCUAACAACUGAAAAAGACAUGCAAGAAAUGAGAGAUGGAGUAAAACUCGCGCGAGAAAUUAUUCACCAAAAAGCUUUUGACGAAUUCAGAGGAGAGGAGAUGCAGCCAGGUGCUCAGGUUCAGACACCUAGUCAAAUAGAUGAGUUUAUUCGUAAUGUUGCUGACAGUAACUAUCACCCAGCAUGCACGUGUAAAAUGGGUCAACCGGAUGACAAAAUGGCUGUUGUCGACCCAGACACUAAAGUGAUUGGUAUUGAAAAUUUACGAGUUGUGGAUGCUUCAAUUAUGCCGAGUAUGAUUAGUGGAAACCUUAAUGGACCCACGAUGAUGGUAGCGGAAAAGGCUGCCGACAUAAUCAGAGGAUUGCAGCCACUACCACGGUCCAAUGCUCCAGUGUACAAGCGUACAAAUAUUGAUAGUCAAAGAUAGUGUCUGCUUUUUAUUCAAUUUUUCAUUAAGCUGUAUGGUUUCCUUUUCGUAUUGGAUAAUAGGUGUAAGUGUAAUGCAAACUAUUAUGCAAUAAAAAGCCUAUUUACUUGUUUAGCCCCUUUUUUGUUUGAAGCUUUCAUUUUUAAAUGUCUUGAAGCCGAUACAUUGCAAUCUCAGGUGCUCAAUGCAAUUUGUUAAGGAUGUGAUUUUUAUGAAAAAUUUCACUACUCGUAAAUUGUUUUUACUAAAAAGUGUUUUGGUCUUCAUAAAGUUGCGUGAUAUUGUUUGAUUUGUUUGAUUCGGUGUUUCUUUUAUUAAAUACUAUUUGACUUAAAACAAGACUUAUUAAUAAUAAUUUUUGAAAACAAAUUCAUGCAAAUAAACCUGUAUAGAAAUAAAAGUGACAUGUUUGCAGCAUACGUUAUAAGAAAUCAAACGACAUAUAUAAG
This is a messenger RNA of Ruditapes philippinarum (Manila clam), 2391 nucleotides long. RefSeq names its product choline dehydrogenase, mitochondrial-like. The transcript is spliced from 2 exons. Lineage: Eukaryota; Metazoa; Mollusca; Bivalvia; Venerida; Veneridae. Bases 131 to 1942 code for a protein of 603 amino acids. Gene Ontology annotation, molecular function: flavin adenine dinucleotide binding; choline dehydrogenase activity. The record is from RefSeq and is a predicted model, not a curated record.